Amphibalanus amphitrite is the source of this 1165-nucleotide messenger RNA. RefSeq lists its product as uncharacterized. The record is from RefSeq and is a predicted model, not a curated record. The transcript has 5 exons. The annotation marks the transcript as partial. NCBI's taxonomy places the organism in Eukaryota, Metazoa, Arthropoda, Thecostraca, Balanomorpha, Balanidae.
AGUUUUGGCGCGUCGAUGGUGAGGUGGGGUGCGCAGCGGCUAGUGGGGACAGUCGACACAGCUCUGCCCUGCUGUUGUGCGUCCACUGCCGCUGUACGUCGGCUGUACGCUUACUGAGCACUCAGGGAAACCGACCUACCUCGGUGGAACCUGCUCUCUCGGAGUGGCGGUGCUUUGAGUGCGCGCUCAGCCGACAGACCAUUCCAGUGAAAGUGACUUCUGUCCAAGCUAGUGGGACAACUGACGGAGGUUUGGUCCUGGUGACUGGUAAUCGUGCUCUCACUGACCGGUGGUCUGUGGCUUAGUGACCUGGGACCGGUGGUCUGCUGACCUGUGACACGUGGUCUGCCAGCGUGUGACCCGUGACCCUUGACACGUGACGCGUGGUCUGCUCCCCCGUGACCUGUGACCGGUCUCGCACCGCGCCGCGUUCGGUGUGCCCAGCUGUCAUCUCGCCGCGUCUCCACCGGUGCUCCCCGCUAUCGAACGUGUUUCGUCGUGGCUGGCCCCCUGCCAAGGUCGUUCGUUGGCCCCGUCGGCGACCAAGGUCCUCUGCGACUAGCGGAAGGUGGACAUCGAUAACCGUGUGAGCUGGCAUGGUCUCUUCGUGGACAGGUGGUCGUCUCUGCUUCCAGCUCUGACCUCCACUCGCCAUGCUGACCGUGUGGGGACCCCUGACGCCGCUCCUCAUCCUGCUCCUGGUGGCUCAGAGCGCCGCAGGAGCUGAGGCGCACAGCGUGGAGCCCGUGAUGCGGUCUUCGCACGGCCGCUGCCUCACCAACAUCGAAGUUCCUCCUGCGCGCCACAUGCACUGGGAGGAGCGCGAGAUCGCCAUGAAACUGCAGGUCUCCGACCGGCCCGAGUCGCAGCUCACCGCCUGGAUUUUCAAACUGUUCCUGGAGGAGGCGCUCGGCUACGAGCGGGUCGAGCUGGUGAACGUGCGAGACACGUACAACAUGACCACCUACAUUCGCACACUCUCUGACUGUCCCAGGUGCGUGGAUCUGGGUCCUCUGUACCUGCACGAGCAGGACGGAGAAGAAGCCGUGGUCGAACCCGAGGCCACCAUCAACCUGGAGGUGUGGACGCUACCCGGCUACGAACACGAACAGGAUUUACUGAUGUAUAACGUCAUGUACGCCGGCCCGCUGGGGCGCCGUCACAG